AGUUCAUACCUACUGCAUGAUUAUCCUCUCAACUACCCUCAUAUCUCUCUUUCAAAAAAAAAAAAAAAAUUAGAACUGGUUUUUGCAGCUUUCUGCCAAAGUUACCGUAAUGACUUCAGGCAAAAACAAAGAAGGAAUGUUUGCGCGUCAAAUGUAAAAACAGAAGUGUUGAAAAUAGAAACGAAUAUAGUCAGGAAGCGUGGCGAGAAAUACUUUUCAAAGUAUUGGUUGGUUUUAGAGGUGGUCAGUGGUCUCUUUGUUGGGACUUUCAAUUCAAUUUAAUCGAUCUUUAAAGGCAAUUUCCAACAAAAUUAUGAAAAGUCCCAAACCAGCAAGCCGCCGGAAAAUUGUCAUCCGGAUUCUGAGUUACGACUCUAUCAGGUAAAAGAGUUAUAUAUAUAAUCAGCUAUCAGUACCUCUUUCGAAUUCAGUAGCCCUUCAAAGUACAUACUUCUUCAUUUGCUGCAGCCCCUCCCUCCCAAAGAGGCCUUUGUCUCAACUUGGAGAUAGAUUUUCAUUCUUAAUCAGAAGCAGAGAAGCAAGUCAUGUCUGAAAAUACAGUUCAACAGGUUGAGCUACUUUGUUCAGAUAAUGAUUCAUAUGGAGGAGUUGUUGUGAAGAUAGAGCAACCCAUAGAUUCUAAGAUCUUUCCUUCUUUGCUUAGAGCUUCAAUAUCGCAAUGGAGGCAGCAGGGGAAGAAAGGUGUUUGGAUCAAAUUGCCUAUCGAACAUGCAAAUCUUGUUGAAGCUACAGUUAAGGAAGGAUUUCGGUAUCACCAUGCUGAACCAGAUUACUUAAUGCUUGUAUGUUGGCUUCCUGAAACUACUGAUACUAUUCCUCGAAAUGCUUCACAUCGAGUAGGUGUUGGUUCUUUUGUCAUGAACAAUAAGAGAGAGGUGCUUGUAGUUCAGGAGAUUAGUGGCAAAUUCAAAGGAACAGGGGUGUGGAAGUUUCCUACCGGGAUUGUUAAUGAAGGUGAGGAUAUUUGUACAGCUGCAAUUAGGGAAGUCAAAGAAGAGACAGGAAUUGACACAGAGUUUGUGGAAGUUUUAGCAUUCAGGCAAAGCCACAAGUCAUUCUUUAGCAAAUCAGAUUUGCUCUUCAUUUGCAUGUUAAAACCACGUAACUUUGACAUUGAGAAGCAGAAUUCAGAGAUUGAAGCAGCACAGUGGAUGCCAAUUGAGGGCUAUGCAGUGCAACCUUAUAUCCAAAAACAAGAGCUCUUCAAUUAUGUUGCCAAAAUAUGCUUAUCAAAGUCUGAAACGAAUUAUACUGGUUUUUCUCCACUGGCUACAACUACAGGCUCUGGCAAAAUAAGCUACCUCUACUUCAGCAAUCAGGAUGCGAAGCACCUUGUAACUUCUGAUAAUCAACCAUAGAAAGUCUGAUGUGAUGUUUAAAAAAUACUAUAUACUAUUUGCAUGAGUUGUGACAAUAAGAACUCUAUGAUAGAAAUGCUUGAAGGGUUAGUCAUACUAUAUAGUGUUAAGUUCUAAGACUUUAGGAUCUAAAUGUAUUAGAAUUUCAAUUUGUAAUGUGUUGGCAAACCAUGAUCAAACAUUGAGUCUAGGUUUAGGCUUGCUCAAAGUGUGUUUCUUUGUAAAAUUGGAAUUGAGUGAUUGCAGGAUUUACUAGUCUAAAUCGGCAAGACUUGAUUGAUCGAAAAUUAGACUCGAUCGAUCGAAUCUUAUGCAGAUUUAUUUUUUUGCAAAAUUUCC
Messenger RNA from Quercus lobata, 1718 nucleotides. Its product is annotated as nudix hydrolase 7-like. The record is from RefSeq and is a predicted model, not a curated record. Gene Ontology annotation, molecular function: NAD binding; NADH pyrophosphatase activity; ADP-ribose diphosphatase activity. The coding region runs from base 546 to 1379 and encodes 277 amino acids. The transcript has 9 exons. NCBI's taxonomy places the organism in Eukaryota, Viridiplantae, Streptophyta, Magnoliopsida, Fagales, Fagaceae.